Protopterus annectens (West African lungfish) is the source of this 3846-nucleotide messenger RNA. It is a transcript of the gene RDH10, whose product is annotated as retinol dehydrogenase 10. The coding region runs from base 825 to 1844 and encodes 339 amino acids. The transcript has 6 exons. The record is from RefSeq and is a predicted model, not a curated record. NCBI's taxonomy places the organism in Eukaryota, Metazoa, Chordata, Ceratodontiformes, Protopteridae. Gene Ontology annotation, molecular function: oxidoreductase activity, acting on the CH-OH group of donors, NAD or NADP as acceptor. Gene Ontology annotation, cellular component: lipid droplet.
UCUACUAUAAGGAUUAUAUGGUGAUAAUCAUUGGAAAGCAGUGACGUUUCUGAAACUACAAUGGUUUAAAGACUUCACAGACAUUUUAUGCCUUGUAAGAAAUUAAACAAUGCCAUGGACGAAGAAAAACGAAGAUUAUUUACGUGCAUACUGAAUUUUAUUAAAAAUUGACUAUAUUUCUGUGUGUGUUUUCAAAGCAUAUUAUUCUGUUUGAGAAUUCCCUAAAACAACUCAAAGGAUAGACUUUUUCGUAAGAAGCUUCUUUGCAGGCAAUGUCUACUAGCUCCAGUUCAGGGGGAGGGGAGUAGGAGGUUCUUGGUGGUUGUUUAAAUAGAACAGCUGUGAGAGAAAUGUGUAGUUACGCUUUUCUUGGUGUUGACAAGGGUGGGAGGUACUUUACUAAAGAGCCUGCGUGGAGUCUAUUAUACAGUAUCAGUGCAACACGGGAUUGUUGUAUAAGGUAGUAAAGCUACACUUUGAUCGCGUUUAUCUCAUUUCUCGGGUUUCUGUCACUUCGGCUUCUAUCCUUGUGUUUUAAAGCGCUUAAUGGAAGAGCCGCUGUUAAAAGUUGAAAACAAUUGUAGAGCGCUUUUGUGAUUUUUUUAAGUCCUGUAAAGUUCGCCAACUAAGUCAGUUUUUGCGUGCAUAGGUUCGGUAUACAUUAAGUGGAUACAUUGCUAUACAAAGUAUCUCCCUGGGAACAUUGGUGUUUUCUGCACUCCGACAAUUAUUUGUAGUACAUCUGUGUCCAGUGUAGGUGCUCACCGUUUGUGUUGCUUCUUGUCUUUUUUGUUUCUGAAUUCCAGUCUCUGUAGCUUGCGAUAAUGAACAUUUUCCUUGAGUUUUUCGUGGUCCUUUUAAAAGUUCUUAUGGCAUUCAUGGUGGCCGCUCUCCGGUGGUUCGUUCGUCCAAAAGAGAAGAGUGUGGUCGGUCAGGUGUGUCUGAUUACUGGUGCUGGUAGUGGCCUCGGCCGCCUCUUUGCGCUGGAGUUCGCCCGGCGGCGUGCACUGUUGGUAUUGCUGGACAUUAAUACCCAGAGUAACGAAGAGACAGCUGACAUGGUGCGCCAGAUCUACCGGGAGCUGGAAGCGGCAGAGGCAGAGAAAACUCCUGGUGAUGGAGUGGAAGAGGUUCCUCUGUGCAGACUUCAAGUUUACACUUACACAUGCGAUGUGGGAAAACGGGAGGAUGUUUAUGCUACUGCAGAGCGGAUCCAGAAGGAAAUUGGGGAUGUGGAUGUCUUGGUCAAUAACGCUGGUGUGGUCUCUGGAUAUCCUCUCCUGGAAUGUCCUGACGAGCUCAUAGAAAGGACAAUGAUGGUCAACUGCCAUGCGCAUUUCUGGACCACAAAGGCUUUUCUUCCUAAAAUGCUGGAGAUGAAUCAUGGUCACAUUGUAACUGUUUCAAGUUCCUUGGGAUUGUUCAGCACUGCUGGAGUAGAGGAUUAUUGUGCAAGUAAAUAUGGUGCUGUGGGGUUCCAUGAGUCACUAAGCCAUGAACUGAAAGCUGCUGAAAAGGAUGGUGUAAGCAUGACGCUGGUUUGCCCAUACCUGCUGGAUACUGGCAUGUUCAAGGGAUGUAGAAUUAGGAAAGAAAUUGAACCUUUUCUGCCACCUCUGAAGGCAGACUACUGUGUGAAGCAAGCAAUGAGUGCUAUACUCACUAAUCAGCCCAUGGUCUGUACUCCGCGUUUGAUGUAUAUAGUGACGUUAAUGAAAAGUGUCUUGCCUUUUGAUGCUGUUGUCUGUAUGUACCGGUUUUUAGGAGCAGACAAGUGUAUGUAUCCAUUUAUCGCUGAGCGGAAGCAAGCAAUGAACAACAAUGAAACUAAAAAUGGAAUUUAGAAUGUGGACUUCUAGCCUGAGCAUCAUUGUGGUGUACUUGAGUUAACAUGAACAUAACUCUGCAAACAUUUUGAAACAUAGUAUUCAACUUCAGUGACUGAAUUGAGUGUUGCACUUCUCGGAUACAAAAUGGUUUUAGUUUACCGUGGCAUUCUGCAGGAUAAAUAAACCUGUGUACUGAAGGGGGGUUCAGCUUGUUGACUUAAGUAUUUUGGAAAAUAAUGCACCGUUAAUUAGAGCAAGCAUCCUUUAGUGUCAUUGUCACUGUAUGUACAAUCUAGUCACUUUUUUUCCCUUGUCUUAGAGUUGCACUGUGGUAUUUUUCUUCAUGCAGUCUUUAUUUUGAAAACCAGUAUACAUUUUCUGAGAUUAGAGAUUUUUUUUUUCUUUGGAAUUGGUUUCAACUUGGAAAUUUUGUAUAACAUGGAUCCGUUCUGGGUACUGUGUAACACAGUGAUCUUGCUGCUGGUGUUGCUGCACUUGUUUGUUUUUAAUAUUAUUGGUGCUUUUAAACACUUACUAGCAGCUUAACCUUUUUAAUGUAAAAAUCAGUGUAGCUUGUUCUGUAACUUUAUUACCCGUUUUGAAAACGUGUACUAAAGAAAUGGACAGACUGUUUUCAGUUUUAUUUCACUUAAAACACAAGCUUCUAAGUGGAGCAAUGAAAGACACAUUUUUGUGCAAAUUUCUCCUAUUCAUGGGAGAGGAACCUAAUAAGUUGUGAUCACCCCUGUGCUGGAUUUCUGCAGUGUGGAAAGAAAUAUUCAAGGCACAGGCAGAUCUGACGAAAGGUAUGCAGUAUACCUUAGCACUACAAAUAACUAAGUAGAUAAAGUGGAAAACACAAGCCACAGUGUUCACAAAAUACUGUGGCAAACAUUGUUAUUCUAACAAAGCUGUAUCGGCUGUUACAUGGAGAAGUCUCCUUAGCUGCAUUUGGAGCUACGCUACUUUCUGCAGUAGUGUACAGCAUAUUUGUAGCAGGUGCGGACACAUUUUAGGAUACAAAUUUGCACAGCCCUGCAGUCAUUCUGUUGCAGUUCUACAGCUGGACCAUUCUCCUUUAUAAUGUAGGUCAGAGGUGAAGUAAAUUUGAGUGAAACCAUUUACCCUGGCAUCCAUGAUUGCUAUGUUUGGUCUAAAGUUGUAAAUUUAGUGCCACUAGAUUGGGGUAUAUUAAGUACUGUAGUGAAGUAAAACAAAGAAAUUCAAGGACUAAUUUGUCAUGCUGAUUGCCUCACUUACCGGUGGUGAAGCAACACUAAGAACAGAAGAUGCUGGCAACUGUACAAAGAUGCGAGGGGGAAUGAAUACUGAGUGGGUGGUUUGACUUGAAUGUUAAACAUGUCAGAAUGCGUACAAUAUUUUUAAGAAAUAUUUGGAAAGGAAGCAGCUACUAUAUUUAGAUUACUAAAAUGUCAUUUCUUAGUACUGGACUAUUUCUUCAAAGAAAACCAUUUUUUGGUUGUGCCAUGCUUCCUGUGAGAAUUUUUCCAGCCACAUAAGUGGACAUCCUGUUUGGCUAUUCUUUAAACUGAUCAAAUCAUCCUUUGCAUCUUAUUUCUGAGGAGCAAAACACAAUUUUCUACCCUUAAAAUCUGCAUGCCCAGGAGUAGUUGAUACUGCUUAGUAAAUGUUUGCAUUGGAUCAGUGCAGUAUGGGCAUUUUUGUAGAGGUGCAACAAGGCCUCGUAUAGUGAUUAGCGAAACACUCUGAGAAAUGUGUCCCACAUUUGCAGUAUUGUUGUGACCACAGCAUUUUGUGUGCCUUGAACUUGGUAAUGUUUUGGUCAGCCUGUGUAUUUGUUUGUUUGAAUUUUAAGAGCCUGAAUGAAAACUUCUACCUCCUCUUUCCAGUUGUAUAUCAUUCAUUUAAUGUAAAUCUGUUCAUAUAUUCUGUGUUUUUACCUUUUUUAGAUUUUCAUGUAGACCAGUGUUAGUAACUGAAAGUGAAUUUUGUUUAGGAAAUCAUUCUAACUUAAAAUAAAAAAAUCUAGAUGAUA